Cucurbita pepo subsp. pepo (vegetable marrow) is the source of this 775-nucleotide messenger RNA. Its product is annotated as PAR1 protein. The record is from RefSeq and is a predicted model, not a curated record. NCBI's taxonomy places the organism in Eukaryota, Viridiplantae, Streptophyta, Magnoliopsida, Cucurbitales, Cucurbitaceae.
ACUCCAUUGAUGCUCUUUUCAAGCUUUCCCAACAUGGAUUCUUCAAAAUUGAGCUUCACCCACCUUCCAAUCCUUGCCCUUCUCAUCGCUCUCCCCUUCCAAACAUCACUAGGAAGCAGCAGCAGCAGCAGCAGCAGCAUGAUAAAGUGCGAGGCUUUGGAGAAAAGCAGGUGCGCAUUUGCAGUGUCGUGGUCGGGAAAGCGGUGUGUGCUUGAAAAGACAGUGAAGCGCAGUGGAGAAGAAGCAUUCACGUGUCGGACGUCGGAGAUCGAGGCCGACCAAUUACAGAACAUCGUUGAAACAGAGCAGUGCAUCGAAGGCUGUGGCCUCGACAGGAACACCCUCGGUAUCUCCUCUGACUCCCUUCUCGACACGCGCUUCACUCGCGACCUCUGUUCCUCUCGCUGCUACAAUCAUUGCUCCAAUGUUGUGGACCUCUUCUUCAACCUCGCCGCCGGUGAAGGCGUUUUUCUUCCGAAGCUUUGUGAAGCUGAAGGAGGAAAUGUGAGAAGAGGAAUGUCGGAGAUUAGAAGCUCUGGGAUUGUGGCGGCGGGACCCGUUCAGCCAGUGUCUCUGUCAACUGCGCCAGGGCCAGUUCAGGGCAUGUCUCUGUCAGCCGUGAAUGGAGCUUGAUCGGAGGAAGGAGAAAGAAAUAAAGAAUGAAACAGGAUCGUAUUAGAUAGUUUUUAGGCAGAAUUAAUAUAAAAUUACUGGUUUCUCCUUUUUACUGUUGUAAUGGAAUUCAGAUAGUAAUAAAAAUUUAAACUUUCAUUUC